CUUCUUUAAGAGUGCCGUGGCCCUGGGGUGGACACUUUGUUUGUGCAGUUGUGGGUCGUCGUUUGUCCGAGCACGCCGAGGUGUUUUUGUUGUCUCGUCUCAACUCCCUUCUCUCUCUCUCCGAGCUGCGGACCGAGGUUUGGAUCGUAUCAGCGGCGCAGCAGCCAGCAGCAGCACUCGGCUAGGCUAGGCUAGGCUAGGCCUGAAGCCACCUCGCAAACACUUAUGGACUUUAAAAAACAAGCCUAACAUUCUCCGGAAUAGAACGGCCGCAUUCCUUGUGAUGCAGACAUAGAGAGGCUGACACUGAACGAGGGUUACAUCAACGGGACACAUCAUUUCAGGAUGGAGCCUGGUCAGGUGGUGCAGGAAACAUACACGGUGGAGGAAGAUCCCCAGGAGGUGCCACCUGUUGUCUCUGUGCAGACCAAUGAAGAUGGGACCACGCGGCGCACAGAAACCACGGUAAAGAAAGUAGUAAAGACCACCACCACUCGCACAGUCAUUCCCUCCGUGUCAGACACGCUGUCCCUGGAUGGGGGGGGUUCCGUGACGGGUAUGGGGGGCUACCCUGCGGCCAUGGUCUACAGACAAGGACCUGGAGGUGGCGUGCCCAUGGACUACCCCACUCACACUGUGCCCCACAAUUACCACUACGGACCGCCAGGGGGCUACGACGACUACCGCACUGGACCCCCAUCUGAGGCCUACACAAGCCUUAGCAGGGGAGCUCGCAUGGAUGAUCGCUACAGACCGGUCCAUCCAGAUGGUUACAGAACUCUGGAUCCUAGCUACAGAGCCCCCAGCAGGAACCAGCUGGACCCCUAUGCUGCUCAGCCACAGGUUGGGCGUAUGGGAAGUGCCAUGGAGCUGUCCUCUAUUCCGAGGUUUGUCCCAGAGCCGUAUGGUCUGGAGGAUGAUCAGCGCAGCAUGGGCUACGAUGAGCCCGACUAUGGCAUGGGACACCAAAUGCACUACAGCACCGUACCCCGCAACCACAAUGUGUUUUCCCAUGGGCCCCCACGCAGGGCUGGGAGUUACGAGGGCACCUUGGAUGGCGACAUGAGUGGCCCAGGGGACAUGUACUAUUGGGGAGGAGCGCCACUGGCCCAGGGUGAAAGAGGGAGCAUGGCUUCAUUGGACAGCACUCUAAGGAAAGCUCCCGGCCCCGGUCCUGGCGGCUGGCGGCAGCCAGAGCUGCCAGAGGUCAUUGCCAUGCUGAACUACAGGCUGGACCCCGUCAGGAGCAACGCCGCUGCAUACCUGCAGCAUCUCACCUAUAAAAAUGAUAAAGUGAAAUGUGAUGUGCGUCGACUGAAAGGCAUCCCAGCGCUGGUCUCUAUGCUUGACAACCCAAACAAAGAGGUUCACUAUGCAGCCUGCGGAGCAUUAAAGAACAUCUCAUAUGGCAAAGAUCAAGACAACAAGAUCGCCAUCAAGAACUGUGACGGAGUCCCAGCCCUGGUCAGGCUGCUGAGGAAGACCCAUGACCAGGACCUCACUGACACCAUCACAGGGACACUGUGGAACCUGUCGUCGCAUGACUCUGUGAAAAUGGAGAUUGUGGACCAUGCACUGCACGCCCUCUCUGACGAGGUGAUGGUGCCCCAUUCAGGCUGGGCGAGAGGGAGCAACGGAGCCGGUGGAGGGGACAGCUGCAAGCCCAGGCAUCUGGAGUGGGAGACGGCCCUCACCAACACAGCAGGCUGCCUGAGAAAUGUGAGUUCAGAGCGAAGUGAGGCAAGAAGGAAGCUGAGGGAGUGCACAGGAUUGGUCGAUUCGCUCAUGUACAUUGUCCAAUCCCAGAUUGACUGUAAAGACGUUGACAAUAAGUUGAUAGAGAACAGCAUGUGUCUGCUGAGGAACUUGUCCUAUCAGGUGCACCGGGAAAUUCCUGGCAGUGAGCGCUACCAGGAGACCGCGCCCCUCAACCAGGGCCCCGCCCCUGCCAGCCAGAAGGGCGGCUGCUUCAGCUCCCGCAAGAGCAAAGAUGAGUGGUUUUCCAAAGGUAGGAAAGAUGAGGACGCAGCAGCAGACAUAAUAGACAUUCCAAAGAGGACCACACCUGCUAAAGGCUAUGAGCUCUUGUACCAGCCAGAGGUGGUCCGCAUCUACACCUCUCUGCUGAAGGAGUCCAAGAACCCCACCGUGCUGGAAGCCUCAGCUGGAGCCGUUCAGAACCUGUGUGCUGGACGCUGGACUUAUGGGCGAUACAUCCGCGCCCUGCUGCGGCAGGAGAAGGGUCUACCCAUGAUGACUGAGCUGCUGGCCCACGGCAACGACCGCGUGGUCCGCGCCAUGUCUGGAGCCCUCCGCAACAUGGCCAUCGACGCACGCAACAGAGAUCUACUAGGUAAACAUGCGGUGCCUAACCUGGUGGCCAACCUGCCCGGCGGUGGUCAGAGUCAGCCGGUGCGAGCGCUGUCAGAAGAGACGGUGGUGUCGGUAUUGAGCACGCUCCAUGAGGUGCUGGGCUCCAGUCUGGAAGCAGCAAAGAGCCUCAGGGCCUCACAGGGAAUCGAGAGACUGGUGCUCAUUAACAAGGACGGCAGUAAUCGUUCUGAACGGGAGGUGCGUGGGGCCGGCCUGGUGCUUCAGACAGUGUGGGGCUACAAGGAGCUGCGGCGUACUUUGGAGAAAGACGGCUGGAAGAAGACAGACUUCAUGGUCAACCUUAACCCUCCCAGCAACAGCACCAGGGCCAACGGAGGAUAUGAGGACAGCACUCUGCCGCUCAUAGACAAAGGGGGCAAAGGGGACCGCGAAAUGAUUCCAAUGAAUGACUUGGGACCAGAUGCCUACUCCACACUUGACCAGAGAGGGAGAAGGAACACUUUCGAUAACACACUCGAACCUGCUGACAAAGAUCCAGUGCAGGGAGGGAUGUAUGGGGAAAGGCAGGCCUCUUUGCCUCUAAUGGAUUCUUACGAUGAAAAACUGAUUGUGUGCAUCACAAGACGACAGCCUCCUCCCACCUACUGCCCUUGCUGAACUGACAAUUAGGGACCACUACACUACCGAUGGGACUAAACUCCAUCCUUUACACUCUACUAUUCUGUCCCUCUUUUGCAGCUUCUCUUCUCUCUCUUUGUUACAUUCUUCUAUUGCAGCUGACAAACCACAGAAAACCUGACGUGGACCUACGCUCCCUGUGGACAACCGGACAAGACACUAUGACCACUUUGUGCUCCGCGAGUCACUGAAACUCUAACCACUCGAUCAGAUACCACGGCCACAACACUACAUCUCCGCGCUACACUAGAACACCACAACUUGCCCAGGCAACACUAAUUCUCUCUUCAACUAGACUGUGGCUUCAUAUGAGAACUUUUUCUAUUUCUUGGAGGUCGAAGCGUAGUCGUAGACUAAUGAAACUAAAUAGAAAGUUGGGAUCAGAACAAGACACUUUAUUGUGAAAUUUUACAUAAAUGGCUAUUGUACUCUGUUUAAAAAGAAUGAGGAAAUAUCUCUUUUGCUCUCUGAUGGCUAAAUGCUACAAAAAAAAAUCUAACCACUGAGAACCAAUGUUUUAUGAUCUAAUCAGAUAUGUGUAGAGCUUCUGCUUCUGUUUCGGUAGUGGUUGUUCCUCUUCUUGUUUUGCUCUGUACCACAGUAAUGUUCACGUGCCAAAUGACACUGCUACUGCUGCGACUGCCAAUACUGAAUGCAAGAAGUGAAUGCAAGAACUUCACCCACUCAGACUUCUACAGCAGCUACACUAAAAACUGUCAUCUGCUUUGUUUUGUUCGCAGCUUGUGUCUGUGACAGUCCCAUCAACAAGAUGCAUGCUGCAUUUUUUUCUUUUUUUUGUAUUUGAUUGUGAUCCAUAGAUAUAAAAGAGUGGAAGGGCCUCCCUACAGGGAAAUCCCUACAGAUGCAAAUAGAGCUUCUGUUCCUAAAGUGAUGUUUCUGUUCCAUGUUAGCCCUUUUUGUAAUUCUUGGGAUUAAUCACAGGAUUCAUGGGUUGAAUAUACUAAUAUUUGCAGUUCUGUAGUCUUAUGAAUGUGUACAAACAAGACUGUCUCUAACGGCAUCCAUGUGGGCUAACUGGAGUGCCUCGCUCUCAUUCAGGAUAGGUCUGAUGGGUGUGCCCAACAUGACAUCAAGGUGUCUUUUUCUCAGCAGGUUACUAGUUGGGAAUAUUGUAUAUGGAACUCAUCAGUUUUCUAUUCUGCAAAAUAAUGUAAUAAGUGACGGGUUGAUUCUUGUUGUUGCAACUGUUUUUUUUAUAAGGUAUACAACUCUUGAGUUCUGUAUAAUUUACUGCUUCACAUACCCAUAGCCUACCUGGCUUUAAGACUACAGAACAGUACAUGGGAGAAGACGGUACUGUCUGUUAUGGCCCGCAUUUCUUCUCUUCAGUGCUUGUUCUGUAGAAGAAUGCAUAUUCUUAGUGCUGAGUGAGAUGUAGAUACUUACUGAGUGGAUGAUUAAAAGAAGCACUGGGGGGGUAUAAUGUGUGUUUUUUUUCCCCAGCCUUUUGUUUUCCAUGCCAAUUGAAACACGACAGAGGAUGCCUCAUUUUUCUCAGUGACAAGAUGCCUUCAACAGUGGACAGACUUAAAGACAAUAGAAGAGAGCAAGGGUUUGUGUUAAAAAAAUCACAGUGUAUGGAGACAGACCAGAAUUUGCUAUUUAAAAAUAAAAAGUGAAAAAAAAAAAAAAUUAAAGCACAUUUACACUAUAUAUACAAGAGAAUAUUUGUUAAUUUGAAUGGUUUUAUGUAUUUUUUUUUUUUUAUAUUGAUUUGGGUUUAAAUGUUUUGGGUGCUCUGGGUGAAUGCAUAUGCAAUCAGUUUUUAACAUUUGAUUUGAAAACAUUUAGUUUGUCUUAAUUAAAUGCAAAACAAGUUCGCUAAACAAAAUCCUGUAACACACUCAUCAGAUACUGGAACUCUAAUGGAAAAAAAUCUGAUUCCGGACUACACCCUAAUCUCUUUGCCUUGGCUCUUAAAAGUUGCACAUUCUCAUUUAUGAAUGAAUUAUGUAACUAGCAAUACUGUUUUAAUAAAAAAAAUAAAAGAAUUU
Etheostoma spectabile (orangethroat darter) is the source of this 5027-nucleotide messenger RNA. It is a transcript of the gene ctnnd1, whose product is annotated as catenin (cadherin-associated protein), delta 1. The record is from RefSeq and is a predicted model, not a curated record. The coding region runs from base 346 to 2991 and encodes 881 amino acids. Gene Ontology annotation, biological process: cell-cell adhesion. The transcript is spliced from 22 exons. Gene Ontology annotation, molecular function: protein binding. Gene Ontology annotation, cellular component: nucleus; adherens junction; plasma membrane. Lineage: Eukaryota; Metazoa; Chordata; Actinopteri; Perciformes; Percidae.